Messenger RNA from Klebsormidium nitens, 1717 nucleotides. Lineage: Eukaryota; Viridiplantae; Streptophyta; Klebsormidiophyceae; Klebsormidiales; Klebsormidiaceae. The record is from the annotation of a GenBank genome assembly.
CUUCCCACUCGAGAGCAGAGAGCUCUGCAUUCUCCUCGGAGUCCGAGUCUGGUGGUCCGUCAAGGGAUCAGUGUUCUUGGCGCCUGAACCGAGUCCCCACAGAUUGCCAAUCUCAAAAGGCUUCUUCAGCAGAAGCGUAUAGCUUUUAGUACAUGUGCAACGUCUCUGCGAGCGCAAGGAAGGGGGACUUUCUUUGCAGACUUGCAGAUGCCUGAUUUCCCCGCUGCUUGCAGAUAGAAGACGAACUGGCGGAAAGCGGGUUUGUCAUUCGUAAGAGGGGUGCUCUCAAGCUUGAGAUAUCGUAAAAGAAGAAACAUCGGAGCUGGGCAGCAGGAGUCUGUAAAGCUUGUGUCCAAGCUUUGCCAAAUCGCCUUUAGGGUUUGGCAAUACCCGACCGUCGACCUUGUGCUGUGGGCGUCCCGAGCUUGAUACAUUCCCUGCCGCAUAGUGGUACCACCUUGUUGCAGCUGACUUUUCAUAGCAAGCCGCCUCAUUUUCUCUCUGGACUUUCAGAAGGCGUCUCAUUGCAAGUCGCCGACGGGCCACAUUGCCCUCAACACUUCCCCUCACGCGAGCGCUUGCCGCUGCAUCCGCCAGGCUAGCACCUAAGGCAGUGUUUCUCAAGUAGCAAUCAAGAGCCCUGGUUGAGGGUGCACUUCCUCAGUUGAAAAGCAAACAGCUGUGGUGGUCAGGACAUGGGAAACACGAGUGGGAAGGAAGGCCGCGCGCGCGGUGACGGCCGUCCGGUGGCAGACGGGGGCAGGGUCAUUGGGGGCUCCCGCUUCGGCCACUCUCCGUCGUCCGAGUCAAUGCAGAACAGCCCCCCCGACAGCCCGGGGAGCGCGGCUCGCUCGCCCCUGAUGUUUACCCCACAGAUUCCAAUGGUUCCGAUCCCCCGGGGCGACGAGUACAGCUUGGGGCAGUACGGCUCGGGGGGGUAUGGCCAGCAAGGGAUGGACGAGCAACAGCCGCACGAGCAAGGGGUGCCCACCAUGAUCGUGUGGUCGCACCCAGGGACAUCGGUCAGCGUGGAAGGGUCCUGGGAUAACUGGACGACACGGCAACCGCUGCAGAAGUCCGGCAAGGACUUCACGCUGAUCAAGAUGCUGCCCCCCGGGAUCUACCAGUACAAGUUCAUCGUGGACGACGAGUGGCGCUACGCAACCGACCUGCCCGCAAUGUAUGACGACCAGCAGAAUGUCAACAACGUGCUCGAAGUUCAGGAAUAUGUGCCAGAGAACCUCGACAACAUUGCGGGCUUCGAGCCGCCCCGGUCUCCUCCCACGAGCUACAGCAACGCUUUUCCCGGGCCGGAAGACUACGCCAAAGAGCCCCCGGGGGUUCCCCCUCACUUGCAGCUUACCCUGCUAAACGUGCCCCCGUCCAUAGAUACCCCGACCUCGUUGCCCCGACCGCAGCAUGUGAUUCUGAACCAUGUUUACUGCGAGAAAACGAAGACGAGCAAGUCGGUGUUAGCAUUAGGGGUGACGCACCGCUUCCGGUCGAAGUACGUGACAGUGGUGCUCUAUAAGCCGUUAAAACGUUGAAUGGAAGCGAGUUUAUUCGGCUGAGGACGGUUGGCCAGCGGCUCAUUCUCCUUCCAAAUUCACGUGCAUACUGCGAUGCAAGGUGGAGGGAAAUGGGUUUGCGCAAUGACAGUGGCCGGGGUCAGCCGGUUGGAGCCAGGCGCCGCGGCUGCUCAAUCUUCCGGUCGAGC